CAAACUACUUAGACUGGUUGGUAUCGUUCAUCGCUGGAAAUGGUUAUAUAGUAAAAUGUUUCGAAUCGAAAUCAUUCAUAAACCACCGUGAGCGAGUCAACUAAUUCCUGAGUUAUCAAUUUUAUUUUUUGUAAACAGUAUGUCGAUCAAAGAAAUUUCAAUUUUAAAUCGGAAUCGGAACAGUAUACAAUAAUCAUCUGGAACUAUCGGAUCGUCACUGCUUGACCAACGAGUGUUAUAGUAAAUUUUAUAUUUAUUUUAAAUAUCGGAACAAUAUACUCUUCACAUUAUUUUAAGCAUAAAAAUUCACAAGCCAAUUGAGUGUUAAUUCUUCGAAAACGAAUUUAUUUAUUGUGUUUUUCAAUUUAUAAUCACAUCCGAUGGGAAUUUUUCCGUGAUUUUUCUUUUGUUUCUCUAUAUAUGUGGUGUGUCUUAGAUCAACAACAAAGAAGCGAAACUAAUUAAUUUUUUAGAAUAAAAAGAAAAAUUUAAAAUAAAUUCUUUUCCGCGUUUCGCUGAUCGCACUUUACCUCGUUAGAAUAUUUCUUAUUAUUGUUUGCAAUUAUGAAAUCGAAAAAUCUAUGGACCGUUUCGGUCGAUUAUGCUAAGCGAUCCAGUUUGGCAACUCUAAGCGAAUCAAAUGCAUCCACCGAAGAGAAGGUUCAAAAGCCACCUGGUUUCUUUGGAGUCAGACAUUGUCAAGUGUUUUUGCUGUUUUUAUGCCUGACAAUUGCGUAUGGAAUGAGAGUAAAUCUUUCCGUUGCCAUUGUGGCUAUGCUGGACCGUCAAUCGGCGAACCCAGAUUUCGAGGAAUUUGAUUGGGACGAGUCAUCAAAAUCUCUAGUUUUAAGCAGUUUCUUUUGGGGUUACAUCAUUACACAAAUUCCAGCUGGUCAGUUGGCUGAACGGUGUGGUGCGAAGUAUCUACUUUUGGUGGCUAUGUCUAUAUGUUCUCUAUUAACCACUCUGACACCGUUAUGUGCAUCUUACGGUGGAUGGAUGGCUUUGUGUGCACUGAGAGUUCUAGAAGGACUAUGUCAGGGUGUCCUGUUUCCCUCAACACAUUCACUACUUUCCAAAUGGGCACCUGCAUCCGAGAGAGCUACUCUUGGAACAUAUUGUUACUCCGGUUCACAAUUCGGUACGGUUGUCAUGUUGUCGAUAAGCGGAAUUCUUGCUUCGUCUGCUAUGGGCUGGCCUUCCAUAUUUUAUUUUUCUGGUGUGGCUGGUGGAGUUUGGGCGAUAUUUUGGUUCAUAUUCGGAAGUAAUUCGCCGUCCGAAUACAGAAAUAUUUCAGCAGAAGAGCGAGCCUUUAUAGAGUCAGCUGUUGAAACUGCAUCAACAACUGAUGAAACAAAGAAAAGACCACCAACGCCCUGGUUGGCUAUGUUUACCUCACUGCCAUUCAUUUCAUUAAUAAUUGUUCAUUCGGCGCACAAUUGGGGAUUCUGGACAUUGCUGACAAAGAUACCAGCAUAUAUGGCCAGUGUUCUGGGAUUAGACAUCAAAUCGAAUGCACUCCUCUCCGCACUUCCUUAUUUUGCCAUGAUGAUGAUGAGCUACUUCUUCAGUUAUCUGUCCAGUGUUUUGGUUAAAACGAACUGGGUGCCGCUACAAUACAGCAGAAAACUUUUCAAUUCAAUAGGUCAUUGGAUACCAAUGAUUGCAUUGGUUGCACUUGGAUAUGUAACAAGUGAACAGAAGAAUUUGGCAAUCGGUCUACUUACCCUAGCUGUUGGUAUAAACGCUGCCACAUAUCUUGGUUUUCAAUGUAACCACAUUGACUUAGCGCCAAACUAUGCCGGUACUUUAAUGGGAAUAACCAACUGUUGUGCCAAUAUUAUGUCGAUCAUAGCGCCAUUAGUUGUGGGUGUAAUAGUAAAAGAGGAAAGUAAUUCUGAUCAAUGGCGAAUAGUAUUCUUCAUAUCGGCUGGGGUGUACUUUGUUGGCAAUCUUUUGUUUGUGAUAUUCAGCAAAACGAAUGUUCAGCACUGGAAUGAGCCCGCAAAGAGAAACGACGAACGAAAUGGUUCUACAGCGGCAGCGGUAGCAUAGCCUCCAUUCGAACCGAAAUGAUUAUUCUAAUCGUGCAUCUUACAUGUUGCGUGUUGCUUCGAUAAUCGUGGAAAGUCAAGCUCAAAAAACGUACAUGAAAGUUGAUAAUUAAACGGCUCAAGACUGAUGUAAGAAAAUAUAAACAAUAAAACCGAAACAAACAAAACAAACAUCCAACAACCAAAACUCAUAUUAAAGAAAAUGUUAUGUGAUUGAUUUCCAUUAAU
This is a messenger RNA of Bradysia coprophila, 2282 nucleotides long. Its product is annotated as putative inorganic phosphate cotransporter. Gene Ontology annotation, molecular function: transmembrane transporter activity. Lineage: Eukaryota; Metazoa; Arthropoda; Insecta; Diptera; Sciaridae. The record is from RefSeq and is a predicted model, not a curated record. Gene Ontology annotation, biological process: transmembrane transport; monoatomic anion transport. Gene Ontology annotation, cellular component: membrane.